UUCAUUUAUAAUUUAGUAAAAUAUAAGGAAUCUGCAUGGGUACUUUUGUAAUUAAUAAAAACUUGUGCUUUUUUCAGCACAGGGCAGUUUAACUAUGGAAAUCCAUGCUGUCUCAAUUGGCAUCUACUUUGUUAACCCUGACCCCUGCUCUUGAAUUCAUCCUCACCCACUUUUGAACACUUGUUCCUACAUUCUGUCACUUGGACAACUUCUCUUCCUAGCUCUGACCUUCUGGUUCUUCAGCCCUUGCCUGAGUUCCUGAUUCUGCCUUCUGCUUUAGGUGUGGGGAUUUCUUCUCUUAAUUGAACAUAACAAUUUUCCUAGAGAUUUUGGCUUGGCUGUUGUAUGGUUCUUGGUCCCUUUGGCUAUCUUCUGAAGGAUCCCUCCCUUCUCUUUCCACCGUGGCUCCAUUAAAUCCUACCCCGACCUAACAGAUUUAGCUAUGGUGCAGUGAACAUACUAAAGUUACCACUGCUGGUCAUUCUACUGGAACCCAGAGUGUGGGUGGAAAAUGUAGCAUUUCCUGAGUGGAAGUCUGUUUUAGUCCCAUUGGCUGAGAGCAGUUACCUUCCCUGAAAGUAAGUGAAAUCACAUUCAUAGGUGUGGCAUCCCCACCCCAUCUUGAUUCCUAUUUCAGAGAAGUUUGGAGGCAACUCUUGGAAAAUCUCAGACUUUUUAUGUGACUUCAGCCAUGUGUGGACUGCCAUUAAUCAAAGUUAGGGGUGGGAGUGGGGACAUGGAUCUGAGUGGAAAAAGAGUCUCACCUGUUGCUAAAGGCGCAGUGAUGGGAAGUUCAGCAAUUUUGGAGAAGAUAUGGUUUUCUAAAUCCACCGGGGGGAAUACCUCAUCUGCCAGCUCCCCACUGGGUCCCAGGGCAUGGGGAAGAAUUACCUAAUGCUUCAGUCCAAGUUUUGAGAAACCCAAAGGGGCCAUCUUGUUUGUUUUGUUUAGCUUUCAAUGAAUUAAUUUUAAUUGCUAAAUGCCUUAGGACUCUUCAGUCUAGUUGUUUCAUGGAUAAGGGACCAGAGCAUGCUUUCACCUACUAUGACCAGGCACCUUGGGUCAAAGUAUGGGGAUGAGAAUUGUCCCUGCAUUUAGAGUCCAAUUAUAUGCUUAAAGCUUGUUCCCAAGGUCACAUGUCUCCUCCAAACACAUCUAUUCUUUGGUGUACUGCUGGGGACUUUAACACAUGAAUUAACAGCAAAUCAUGACAGAUGCCCAUGAGACCUUCCAAGUUUCCAUCAGGGGCCCCUAUGUUCUAUCUCUCACAGUACUACUUCUCAUUUUUAGCGCUCUCUGACUUCUUGGACCAAGUUCACAGAUUCUGACACUUAAUGAGAUUGAACUGUAGUUUGGGUCCAGGAGCAUUAUAAAUGAAAAAACAAACAACAAAACCAAAAAAAUCCCCCAAAUUACAUUCCAACACUUCUCAGUUUCAGUGCUUACCAGCACUUUUUGUCUUAUACAAUACUCACAAUUUUCCCCAACUAUUGAUGAACAGGGCUAUCUAGAGGAUCUUAAGUUGUGUUUGUGAUUUUCUUGACUUGGGAUAAGUGGAAAGGAAAGUCAAUGUUAUCUGUUCAUAUUCUGCAAGAAGUUACACAGAACUGUAACUAAAGCAUUACUGUGUAUCUGGUACCAGAGUAGUUUGAUUGACAGUUAAAUGCCUAAGAGGAAAUAGCCAUGUGUGAUCUAAGCAUAAAUGCAAAUCUAUAAAGGAAACUCAUGAAAGGGCUGACAUUUCUUUUCCAAGCAAAAGCAGAUCACAGCAAAUGAUUAUGGCACAAAUCCAUAUAUAUUGCUGGUGAGGGAAUGCAAAGUAAAGAAAUCAUCAUGAAAGGGUGGAAUUAAUUGAAAAAGGCUUUCUCAAGGAAGUGUGAGGUCCUUGAACUUGAUUUAUUAGAUAACAGUAAAUCACUGUAGGUGCUAAGAGAUGAAAGAGUAACAUUGGCAUGACCAGAACGACAGAUGGAGAAAAUGGCUGCAACAUCAACAGAGGGGAUAGAGAAGUUGGAUUCGGGUAAUCCGUGGAUGUGUGGAUGGAGGGGGAGUGGGUAGGAAUGAGGCAUGGAAAUCCCCACCAUAUUCUGGGGUUGCUAUGAAGAAAAGUUGCAUUCCCUGUGAAAGAGUGACAGAAACAAUGCUGUACUGGCACACUAUCAUUUGGAUUAGAAGUCAUUGGAGCCUGCCGUAACUCCUCCAUCCAGCUCUCUUUCUCUUGAAGGAGUGGACUCCCAGGUUCACCUAGGCUGUUUAAAUUAGGCAUUUCUAAGGAAAGUGGAUAUGAAUGUAGAAAUAGUAAUGCAAUCCUUGGAAAUUUGCAUCUCAGUAAAAGCAGCUGGCUCUUAGCUCACUAAUAGCUCAUUUGCUACACUGGGGAAAAUUAAAAAGGAAAUGUCCUUCCUGGCUGGGUAUGGUGCCUACUAGUAUAUUUCAGUAUUUCUCCUGCUCCCAGCAUCAGCACCACAGCUACUGAAUGCUCAAUGAGUAAAGAUGCUUCGGAUAUUUUUUAUCUGUUCUGUUAUUGUCUCAGUAAUUUUGACCUGUGUAGGACUCAUUGUGAACCUGUUUAUUGCAGUAGUCAAUUAUAAGACUUGGGUCAAAAGCCACAGAAUCUCCUCUUCUGAUAGGAUCCUGUUCAGCUUGGGCAUCACCAGAUUUCUUAUGCUGGGAAUUCUUCUACUGAAUAAUGUCUACAUCAACUCUCUGAAAGUUGAAAGGUCAGUCUACUUAUCCACUUUUUUCCUGUUGUGUUGGAUAUUUUUGGACUCUAAUAGUCUCUGGUCUGUAACCUUGCUCAACGCCUUGUACUGUGUGAAGAUUACUAACUUCCAACACUCCAUGUUUCUCCUGCUGAAACGAAAUCUCUCCCCAAUGAUCCCCAGGCUACAGCUGGCCUGUGUGCUGAUUUCUGCCUUCACCACUCUCCUGUAUGUUUUGCUCAGACAGACAUCACCCGUCCCUGAAUUUGUGACUGGGAGAAACAGCACAGUAUUUAACAUCAAUGAGGGCGUCUUGUUUUUGGUGACCUCUUUGGUCUCGAGCUCAUUUCUCCAGUUCAUGAUUAAUGUGACGUCUGCUUCCUUGUUAAUAAAUUCCUUGAGGAGACAUAUACAGAAGAUGCAGAGAAAUGCCACUGGCUUUUGGAAUCCCCAGACUGAAGCUCAUGUGGGUGCAAUGAAGCUGAUGAUCUGUUUCCUCAUCCUCUACAUUCCAUAUUCAGUUGCUGCCCUACUCCAUUAUGUCCCUUCUUCUGUAGGGAUGAAUUUAGGAGCCAGAUCCAUUUGUGUGAUUGUUUCCGCCUUAUACCCUCCAGGACAUUCUGUUCUUAUUAUUCUCACACAUCGUAAACUGAAAACAAAAGCAAAGAAGAUUCUUUGUUUCAACAAAUGGUGGAAUUUCAGUAGUAAAUAGUGGCUGGAGUCACCUUAUGGUUUGGCAGCAAGAUUUUCUCUAUUAGUACUUUUCCCAGUGGUCUGAGGCUUUCAUUUCUGUAAUUGCUGAUCUGACUUUCCAGGCCUCUGAGCACCUGUAUUUCAGUUCAUUCUCCAAUUUCUUUUUCUGCUAAUAUUUUAAAAUUAGGCACUUUCUCAAAGGAACUUGUUUGAGGCAUUGCUUGCCUUGUAUUUUGCAUGGGUGUUGCACCCCUGGAUAAUAGAGAUCACGUUGUUUAAUUGACUACUGAAAUAUAAUGGGAAGUUCCCCCAAAUUAAGCAAGACAUUAUGGUUCAUAUCAUUAAUUUAGCUGAGAAGUCCUAGGUAGGGGCUCAGCAAAUGGGUAAAUGGUCAUUGGGAGUCACUAGACAUCCUUAAAGCACAGCAAGAGAGCACAAAAAGAAAAGGAAAAAAAGUUUCGCAGAGAAGAGGGAGGGAAGAGAAAGUUGAAAGGAAAUAGGUAUACACUGUGGCAGAUGUACAGAAAAAGGGUGCUCAACUUGCUGGGUGAUAGUUACUGAGCUAUUACUACCAAGAAACUCUAGGAUUGAAUUUCUAGGUUUGUCCUGGAAAGAUGGGAAGGGCCAGAGUUGUUGGUUGGAGGGAAGUGAUUAGUGUUAAAGAAGCCCAAUCCAGGAUGGCUUCAAGGAUCUUAAAAUCCAGGGAACUAGCCUAAGGUCAAAAGCAAGUGCCAAAUAGUAAAAUUAACACAGUCUAAGUGCAACUUUGUAAAAGAUUGUACCUCAUCAUCUGAUAUGGAAUUUGGUGGACAGCCAAGAGGUGUCACUGGACCGGUAGCGUCACACUUUUGGUGAAUUUAUGUCAUCUAUUUAUAAACUUAUGCAUUGAGUUGUAUUGGCACUGCCCAAUUCUCCAGGUGAAUUCUGUUUGUUUGUUUGUUAUUUUUGAGCUGGGGCAGUAGGGCUAUGGCUAGAGAGGAGCAGGAAUCUGAAGAUGGAAUAUUGUAAGGACAACAGCAGCAGAAGGGGCACAGACUGCACACCAUCCUCCCUGAGUUGAGUGGGGUGGGUGUGGACUCAGUCUUCUGUGGGAGCACCAGUAGUAACAUUGUGUCAGAACAGCUGGAUUGUUCUCUGGAUUAUAGCGGUGGGGUAUAUAUGGUCUGGGAAAAGGCCUCACUGUAACUCUGUGUCAGUAGGAAGGAGCAAGAGGCCCUGGGUCACUGACUCAGUGGGUGCACAGCUUGCUUGCAAAUGAGGUGUGUACAUACAGGUACAUACUUGACUUGUUUGAUAACAUUUCUGACCUAUUUUAAAUAAAGGGAAAUUAUUUGUCUCAAUUUUUCUGCUUUCCUAGUUGGGACAGUGACUGUAUAAUGAUAAUCUGAAUCCAGGUAUCUUAAGAAGAAGUAAAUAUAUUGAUAUUACUCAGAAAAUCUCUCUCUUUCAGUCCCACCUAUCCCUCUAUAUCUUUGACUUCUGUGUGUGUUUUUAAAGGCCUGGGAUAAUCAGUCUCCCAUCUUUAUUCUUGCUUUCCAGAAAUUCUGGAAUUGUACAGAGCUGAUCACCUUUCUUUAGAAGCAGUAACUCAAUUCAUCCUAGAUUUGCCUACUGUGAAUAAUAGCAGAUUUUAGAAACUUUCCUACUUUAUUGAAAUGAGUGAUUAUGGAGAGAAAUCACCCAGGAAGGAAAGAAAAAUAACAUUAAUUAGCUAAUACUAUUUUCUAAGUACAGGCUAAAUAAUUUCAUAUGUCCUUUUAUCAUCACAAUAGCCUGUGAGGUAAACGUUAUUAUCAUAAUUUUUACAAAGAGGAACCUGAAGAUCUGAGAAGUUAAAUGAGUUAUCUGAGGACACAACCACUAACUGGUUGAGUUGGGAGGCAAAAGCAAAGCCUGACUUGGAAGCACAUUAACUUUCUAUGAAUGGCCACAGUGCCCCAUUUAUAAAUUCCCCUUCCAGGGAGCCAGUCGUGAUGUCUGUGUCCUGUUGAGGGCUGGUGCUAGCAUGGACCCUUGAGUACUUUGCUUUGGAUGGGCAGCUAUCCAGAAAGCCUUGUCUGCCAUCUCUGUUGCUUGACUCUUAGUGUGAUCUUGUAAUAUUAUGGGAAAACCACAUUCUCCUCUGGAAAAACACAAUUCUCAAAUUGUUAAAAACAUAAUUUUUAUACAGACAGCCUUAUGUAACUGAGUUUUAUAUACCUUUUCAAAAGUAAAGUUUUAAUUUUUUAUUUUACUUUAUUUUACAGAAAAUUUGCAAAGGGAGUAGAGAGUUCUCAUAUUUCCCUCACUCAGUUUUCCUGAUGUUAAUAUCUCACGUAACAUGGUACAUUUGUUAAAACUGAGAAACUAGCAUAGAUACAGUAACUUUAACUAAGCUACGGACUUUAUUCAGAUUUUACCAGUUUUCCCCACUCCUGUUCUUUUUCUCUCCAGGAUCCAAUCUAGAAUAUCACAUUGCUUUUAGUUCUCGAGUAUUCUUUGUCUCUUCUGAUCUGUGAUGUUUUUCAAUCUUUCCUUCUUUUUCAUGACCUUGACAGUUUUAAAGAUUACUGUUCAGGCAUUUUGUAAAAUGUCCCUCAGUCUGGGUUUGUCUGAUGUUUUUCUCAUAGUUAGACCGAGGUUAUGAGCCUUUGGGGAAGAGUACAACAGAGGUGAAAUGCCCUUCUCAUCAUGUCACAUGAGGGGUGCAUGAUAUCUUUAUGACUUAUCACUCAUUGUGUUAACUGUGAUUGUUUGGUUAAGGCAGUGUCUCCCAGGUCCCUCCACUGUCCAUUUACUCUGUUUCCUUUUCCAGACUCUCUUGUUUAGAAGUAAGUCUCUAAGUCCACUCACUGUCAAGGGAGGGGGAAUUAAGCCCUGCUUCCUAGAGGGUCUCCCAAAUUUUGUCUGUUGUACGUCUCUCUCCUCCCAAAUUUUUGUACUCAUGGAGGCAGACAGAAAUAGCUCCUGCUUUCAUCUGCCAAGUCCCCUCACUCCAUUCACCUUUUCUACUCCAGCAAUGCUGCUGAAGCUUGUCAUGUUCUUCCUCAAAGACUGUGAUCCUUGCUGCCUGCAGGCCAUGGAGGACAUAGUUGGGCACUUCCUCCUCCCUCCAAAUACCUGAAUUCCAGUCCCCAAGAGGCGGUACCGACCCAGUGAGCAAGAACCCCACCCCUUCAUAAGGUGGUGGGGAAAGAAGCCACAAAAACUAUGAAUAUAUGCACAUUUAUAAUUUUUGUUCCUGUUACACCUGCUUGUUAACAAUGUGCUUAAUCUGCUCAAUUUCUGAAUUUCUGGACUCAUACAGCGCUUUAAGAGAAAAAUUAGUUUGCUCAGGUUAACAGCUGCUACAGAAGGGUGCCAUCUUGUAGUAAUGCAGGCACAGUUCUGGGAAGCAUUGAAAAAGGCUGCCUGUGUACAGGAAAACAAAAUGUUUGAGUCACUGAGAUAUGUCAGAUGUAGAAUAAGGGACGUAGCUAUACUUGGUCUGCAACUUGGUUGAGGGAGGGCAUUUUUGGGGUGAAAGUGUCAGACCCGAGUCUUUGAAA
Messenger RNA from Equus caballus (horse), 6922 nucleotides. The record is from RefSeq and is a predicted model, not a curated record. Lineage: Eukaryota; Metazoa; Chordata; Mammalia; Perissodactyla; Equidae.